Molecule: messenger RNA, 422 nt
Organism: Eupeodes corollae
Lineage: Eukaryota; Metazoa; Arthropoda; Insecta; Diptera; Syrphidae
Product: coiled-coil-helix-coiled-coil-helix domain-containing protein 7
Exons: 3
Coding region: 124-375 (83 amino acids)
Source: RefSeq, a predicted model, not a curated record
AGAAAAUCGAAUUGGUAUCACCUUUUGAGAUCCCAAAAUUCAGGAAUUUCGUGAUGUUGAUUUAUUUUUAUAUAACAAAAACAACUUGAAUUUUCAACAAAUUGCGGCCAAUUAAGCUUAAAAAUGCCUCGCAAUGCAAACGCUGAAAGAGAUAAUCCUUGUUUGAAGGAACAAGAACUGUCGUACAAGUGUUUGAACAAAUACAAUUUCGAUCGAGAGAAAUGCGAACUUUUCUUUGCAAAUUACAACAAUUGUAAAGAUUUUUGGAAUAAAGUUCGAUCAGAUCGUCGGGCGAGAGGAAUCGUCCCUUAUUUGCCAGAACCGGAAAACCGAGAGCAAAUCAAAGCCGAGUACAUGAAAACAAAACCCAAAUAGUCAACAAUAAAGUUUUAAAGAUUUUAUAUAUUUUUUCAAAAUACUAA